Molecule: messenger RNA, 1782 nt
Organism: Nannizzia gypsea CBS 118893
Lineage: Eukaryota; Fungi; Ascomycota; Eurotiomycetes; Onygenales; Arthrodermataceae
Product: AGC/AKT protein kinase
Exons: 3
Coding region: 1-1782 (593 amino acids)
Biological process (GO): protein phosphorylation
Molecular function (GO): ATP binding; protein serine/threonine kinase activity
Source: RefSeq, a predicted model, not a curated record
AUGUCCUGGAAUAUCACAAAGAAGCUGAAAGAGACCCAUCUGAGCGCCCUCUCCAACCUCUCCAGCUCCCUAGCGUCGAGUAAGGAUAAAGAUACUCCCACAACGCCCACGGUGAGCAGUGCCAGCUCUGCAAAGGAAAACGGCUCGGCUCCGGAUACAAACACAUCGAAACCAGGCAUCUUAGUCGUCACUCUCUAUGAAGGCCGUGGAUUUUCCCUGCCGGAGCAGUAUCGAGAGGCCUUUGCUUCGCACCACCGCACCAACAGCAGCACCGGAGGUGUGGCAGCCACUACUCAGCAGAACUCACUCGCUGUAGGCCGGGGAAAUGGCUCUACCAGACCACAGACGUCCGGAGGCGGCUUCACAGGCAUUCCUACGAACCACGGAAGAAUAUCUCGGAAAUAUAUGCCAUACGCACUGGUAGAUUUUGACAAACUCCAGGUUUUCAUCAAUUCCAUAGACGGUAGUCCUGAGAACCCCGUUUGGGCCGGCUCCAGCACUCAGUACAAGUUUGAUGUUUCGCGUGUUGCCCAGCUCACAGUUCAUAUGUACCUUCGAAACCCCAAUGCUGCACCAGGAUCUGGCCGGAGUCAGGAUAUCUUUUUAGGUGUUGCGCAUAUUAGCCCCCAGUUCGAUGGGCCUUACCGUGAGGUUGAAUGGAUUGACUUGCAAUACGGUACUGGCAAACUUCAGAUCGGCUGGGAGUAUGUCGAAACCCAGGCCAAUAAGCUUAACGUUGACGACUUUGAACUGCUCAAGGUCGUCGGAAAGGGCAGUUUUGGUAAAGUCAUGCAGGUUCGAAAGAAAGAUACCCAUCGUAUUUACGCCAUGAAGAUUAUCCGGAAAGCAAAGAUCAUAUCCCGCCAGGAAGUGACUCAUACGCUUGCUGAACGUUCGGUUCUUGCCCAGAUAAACAACCCCUUUAUCGUUCCCCUUAAAUUUACCUUCCAAUCCCCCGAAAAGCUCUAUUUCAUUUUGGCCUUUGUCAACGGAGGAGAAUUGUUCUACCACCUAACCAAGGAGCAGCGUUUUGAUAUUAACCGUUCUCGCUUCUAUACUGCUGAGCUGUUGUGUGCUCUGGAAUGUCUUCACGGCUUCAACGUCAUCUACCGUGAUUUGAAGCCUGAGAACAUCCUUUUGGACUACCAAGGCCACAUUGCCCUCUGUGACUUCGGACUCUGUAAGCUUGAGAUGAAAGAUGAAGAUGAGACACACACUUUCUGCGGAACUCCUGAAUAUUUGGCUCCUGAGCUCCUCACUGGCCACGGAUACAACAAGACCGUCGAUUGGUGGACUCUAGGCGUCUUAUUGUAUGAGAUGCUUACUGGUCUUCCACCUUUCUAUGCCGAGGAUACGAAUGAGAUGUACCGAAAGAUCUUGUCUGAUCCUCUCACCUUCCCAAGCCAUGAUAUUGUUCCUGCCACUGCAAAGGACCUCCUAACCAAGCUUCUCAACCGAGAACCCUCUGAGCGACUUGGAGCCAAUGGCUCGGCUGAAAUCAAGGCUCACCCGUUCUUCCAUGCAAUUGACUGGAGAAAGUUGCUGCAGCGCAAAUAUGAACCUGCUUUCAAACCCAACGUUGUGGACGCUCUUGAUACCGCCAACUUCGAUGUGCAAUUCACAUCCGAACCAGCCCAGGACUCCUUUGUGGAUGACCCCGUUCUUUCUCAAACGAUGCAAAACCAGUUCGCUGGAUUCAGUUAUAACCGGCCCGUCGCAGGCUUGAAUGACGCUGGCGGCAGUAUAAAAGAUCCCUCAUUUAUAGACAAUGUGCAGGACUGA